AUGAAAUUGACGCUGUCAAAAUUCCAAGGCCUUCGCUUGUUGAGUGCGAAUUAUUUUCGUUUUCGUCGUCCCCAUUGCGAAGAUAGCAAAAUAAUAUUUACUUUCUGUCUCACUUAGCAAAAGUGGCGACGAUAAUAAUUAAACGAUAGUGCGAUUUGCGUAUUAUGUAAUGUCAACUGGUGUAUAAACAUAACAAUUGCAUUUUGUCACGACAUCGAAUUAUCCGAUUGAUGUGAUACCAUGACCAGCCUUCAGAACGGGGACGAAGAUUCGUUCAUCAUCCUCGGAGCUUCUCCAGGGUCGAGCCUGGACAUGAAGUGCAAUGGCAUAGACCACGGAGACGUGACCCUGGAUAAGGAGCAAAUGGAGGAAGCUAUGAAGGACUUGUCUGUGGAAGCUAAUAUGGCUUUUAAGGCCCAUUUUAAGCUUGGGGAUUGUCCAUCACCAGCGAGCAUGAUGGUGGCCAGUACGAUGAUAACAGAUGACAGAAGCACAGAGGAAUUGCAGAAACGUUUUGGGGAACUUCUAGACGAAAACGUGAUCUUAAAGGAGACUUUAAAACAAAAUAAUGAGUCUAUGAAAGAGCAGUUUUUGCUGAUCGCAUCCUGUCAAGAAGAUAUGAUGAAGACCCAUGUUUUACAUAAGGAGAAGUUUGACGAAACCAAGGAACUGGUUGAGAAGCUCCGCCAAGAGAACAAAAAGCUGAAGUCAGACAUAGCUCGUUUAAGCGAAGCCGAGGCGCAUUCAGUGAGCAGCGAGACGGGCGAGUCGCUGCACUCGAGCAAGCCCACUGGCGCGUCCGGCCCGCCGUCCGUGAUGGAGUUCGUCACGUCUCCAGACGACGACACCAUUAACAAACUGACUGCGCAGCUUGAGCUUGUUGAGAAGCAGAGGAGACAGGUGAUAGUAGAUAACGAAAAGCUGACAUGGCAGAAGGAGUCACUAGAGCACAUAGUGGACGCCACCUCCAAGGAGAGAGACGACCUCAAAGAGAAACUUAAGAAUGCUGAACUUCUUCUAUCAACAAAGGACACAGAACAUGCUACAGAAUUAAAUAAUCUCAGGCUCACGAUACAAGAUUUAGAAGCACAAGUGCAGACCGCCAGUAAUUUUACCAGCAUAUCGUCAGAGGAAGUGACGAAACGUGACCAGUUGCUACGUCAGCUAGAAGCCAAGGUGACCUCACUGCAGAGCGAGCUCAAGACUGCACAGCUCAGGAUAUUGGAGCUCGAGAAUGUUAAGUUGGAAUUCACAAAAUACAAGUCUGGCGUAUCGGAAGCUACCAAGAUAUACAAGGAUCAAAUACAGGACUUGCAUGUCAGGCUAAAGGAAGCCUCCACUACUGUGUUCCAACCGGUACGUUUCUCAAUCAGUUCGGAGUCCGACUCUGGGUCGUCAGAAUACUCCAGUCUGACAUCAAACGUCAAGUUGUAUGACAAAACGUUGAAGCAUUUGGCUGAGCUGCUCAAUAUAUUGACUCAUGGCAUGUCAGACAGUCUAGUCCAGACUUUAGGCUUGGUGGCAAGUCUUCACGACUACAAACUGGAAAGGGUGACAGCAGAUCAGUUCAAAGCUGGCUUAGCUGAGGUUAAGUCACAGCUUGAGAAACAGCAUAGUACUGCGUUGAAUAAUAUAGGCCAAGUCCGUGGCAGCCUAUCAAUCUUCGAAGGCAUUUUCAAGGACUACAGCGAAGUCCUAAAGAAGUCGGUGUCGAAGCCCCGGGUGGAGCGCGGCGGUAACGUGGAGGCGCUGACCGCAGCCCUGGUCGCCCGGGGGCAGGAGCUCGCAGCCCUGCAGGCCGAGGUGCACAGGCUCAAGGGGGAAAAGGAUGAUACGGAAUUGUUGAAGGCCCAGAUGGAUCUGUAUAAGAGUGACUUCGAAGCGGAGCGCGAAUCUCGCGAGAAGAUGGCGUCCGAGAAAGAGACCAUCAUGACAGAUCUCAGAACCACGAAGAAACGGAAUCAGGAAUUAACUCAACAGCUAGAAGAAGUCCGCAACAUAAACCCGGGGCUAUACCGCACGGUGACGUCACGCGGCGCCCGCCCCGCGUCCGCCGCCCGCGCCGCGCCCGCAGAGCCCGCGCGGACGCCCGCAAGGACUGCGCCGACGCAACCUACUGGGAACAUGGUGUUCACGUGUCCAAAAUGCAUGAGGUUUUCAUGUGACCAGUACAAAAUAAUGGAAGAUCACUUUGAUUUCUGCCUCGACGACUUUUAAUUACGGUAUAGUAAUAUACAGUCUAUUUUAAUGAAGUAUGACAUCUGUUGGCCUAGUUCAAUGUGAAUACACCAAUUAGAUAAAAUAAUGUAUGUGAUAUAAAUGUCGGUCCUUCUGUACGAAUUUGCUUUGACGUAGUCAAUACAUAUAUGUAUCUUAAAGAACUAUUCAUGUCACAACCCUCCGAUUCAUAAGCAAAGAUAAACGACAAAUACAAAGUCGAUUUUUAAUUAUGAAAAUUAAAUCAAUUCUGAGAGGUGCCAUUUAAAAGCUAGUUUGGUUCACAAAAUCCAUGUUCGACUUUAGUGAAAGCUUUUAGUUGCAAAUUGAAUGUAAAUAAAUCAAUAUUGUGUAUAUAAUAAAAAAUAUUACUAUAGUAGUAUUUUUGCACAAACUAUUCCAUACAAAAUUACGAAUUCCUUAAGUUUGUGGAGCUAUGGUAUCAGACAACACGUCACUAUGUUCAUAUUUUCAUAAACGUCUUCCGGUAACGGUAUUACCGUACUUAUAUGUUUCUAUAUGAAAAAAAAUAUUUUGUUAGAAAAAUGCCGCCCAUGUUCUGUCCGUAAUAUCGUAGUAUUUGGGUCACUCAUGGCUUAUGAAUUUACAAAGCGUUAUUUGUAACAGCUUAAAUAUAUAAUUUGCUAAAAUAUUCUUUAUAUUUUUCAUUGUAAAUCUAUUUUUUUUGCAAUACAUGGAAUGCCCAAUUUCCCAAAAUAUUCCGUCUAAACUGGCAAAAUGUAUUUAGUUUUAGGUUCGUAAAAUUGGGAUGGUGUAUAUAGAGCUUAUUGAAGGAGUGCCUGUUUUCUGUCAAGGCAAAAUUAAUACUAACAUUUUAUGAAGUUAUCCAAAAAGCAGAACCGCGAUAAUUAUGUACAACCAACGUGAAUUUAGUUCUUCUGAUUUUUAAAUGGCGAACUAUAGAUCCAACUAUAUAUUUGCUUGCCCAAAAGAUUUCAGCUGCGCAAAAUUUUGCGCAUUUUGCGCAAAAAUAACUUUCAAGGUUCUUACUUGACUCCAAUGUGCAAUUGGGAUAACUUAUUAGAAUGUUAGUGCAAAUUAAUGUGUGAUUGUUAUGAGACUGGAUUAUAUUUAUUUAGGAAAUUCCAAAUUUAUAUUUGAGUAAUUAUAUUCGCAAUUGUUAGAAACAUUCAAAUUAUUUUUUAGACUAAUUAGCUUAGCGUACAUUCCUUGAAUUUUAGACAACGUGCAACGUUUGGUAAUUAUGGUGUUUUUAUGUUAAUAAUAUAAUAAAUUAAAUGCUUAAUGCGCAACGUUACUUUUAUAUGUAAAAUGUACUGUAUAUAAAACUUGUUGCAGAUUAUGUAGGUGAUAAAAUGCCAUUUAGGACCUUAUGCGAGACCUCGGGUUUUACGUACCUUAGAGCCUUGUAUCUCUGGUCAUGUUUAAAUGAUGUCCCGUAGAAUAUGAGUAUGGUUCUGUCAACUCAUAAGGUUAUGGCACACAUGACGGGCACGGCACGGCGCUGCUAUAGCAAGGCUCGUGUUCGGUAGCUGCAUCACCCUGUCAUUAAUGUUUUAUAAAGUUACGUUUUAAAUGCUAGCUGCCGACUGCAAUCUGGCAUCGACAGCGAUUGCAACUUCAUGCAGUCGCGGCAUGUGCGGUCGACAGCUAGAUUUCAAAACGUACCUUCAGAGAUACGAUUUAAGACUUCAAUUCAAAUGACAUGAUAAUCGCUAGGUUGGAGCUUCGUCCUGCCGUGCCGUGUAUGUAACGUAUAUUUUUAUAUCUCUACGUAUUUCACUAGUCUUCCUUGAGAUUAGCCGAAUUUCGGUUAGAAGAAUAUUUUUUUUUGUCAAAUCUGCAACGGGAUUUUGUUCACCGCAUCUUGCGAUAUUUUUAAUGACGUAUCUACGUACAUGUUUUCUAUUGAAAAGAUUGGGGCUAUAUAAGACGGUUAUAGCUACUCGUUCAAUAUCUUUGGGCCAUUCAUUAGGCAGAGUAAGAUAUCGCGUACAGCAUUGAAUUUUUUGAGGUCUGGUGACUUGGCAUAACUCAGACUUAUCUUAUAGCUUUACAUAAUUUGAGUUUGUUGGGCAAGGUUCGACAGCGCACCUCAAUAUUUAAGAAAAAAAAACAAGCAUCAUUCGGAAAUACAAAGUUACAAGAAAACUGACCUAUUAAUUUUCGUCAUCAUUUUUUUAUGAACGCCAGCCCGUUAACGGUCGUCUUUUUUUCUUAAACCAACUUAAAUAGCCCCAUUCACAAACAUAAUAUAAAUCUAGCGUGCUAAUGUUGCCAUUAACAUAAAAUGAACUUUAUUUAGUUAUCUGUAAUUAAUUCAAUAAUGUAAGGAAUUGAAUAAUAAUGUAAUUAUGUAUACUUAUGUACUGUGAUCCCCUGAACUGCGUUGUCAUAUCUGAUGUCAAAGAUUUAUUACGUUAAAUAUAUGAAUUAGGAUUUUA
Messenger RNA from Helicoverpa armigera (cotton bollworm), 4643 nucleotides. RefSeq names its product optineurin (gene key). Gene Ontology annotation, cellular component: cytoplasm; nucleus. Lineage: Eukaryota; Metazoa; Arthropoda; Insecta; Lepidoptera; Noctuidae. The transcript has 15 exons. The record is from RefSeq and is a predicted model, not a curated record. Gene Ontology annotation, molecular function: K63-linked polyubiquitin modification-dependent protein binding. Bases 241 to 2217 code for a protein of 658 amino acids. Gene Ontology annotation, biological process: regulation of canonical NF-kappaB signal transduction.